CGCGACGCUUCCCAGAGUGGGCGUGUCUCCGAGCGCAGGUGGGCGUGGCCGCAGGUGUGCACGGGGAUUAAAGCCCCUUUUUCCCGGGCACAGCGUUUGAGUCUUCCGGCGCAUGCACAGUGUAUGAACGAUGGCAGCAUCUCAUCUUCUGGACGAACGAGAAGACGAUAGACCCAACGGCGGCUACCAUGUGAUGGUGAUGAUAGAGGAUAGGCCACGCCCACAGGUCACGCCCACCGGUCGGACACGCCCCUCUAUGGCCACGCCCAGUGGCGAUCAGGUAGACAAUAAGUCAGACGACAGCAAGUCGAGGCGCUUGGCACGGAGUUUACAUAAGGCCUUGCGAAAAAAACAGGACUACGUUCGCAUCAUCGGCCUGAAGUCCAGCUGCCCCCAGCUGCCGUCGGAAUGGUGGAAGACGGGAAUCGCCUUCAUCUGGGCCGGAUUUAACCUCGUCCUUACUACCGUCAUGAUCACCGUCGUCCACGAGAGAGUCCCGGAUAAAUCCGUCAGCCCGCCGUUACCGGACAAGUUCUUCGAUUAUGUGCCGCGUGUGGAGUGGGCGUUUUCCGUCACCGAGGUGAACGGGAUAAUCCUCGUGGCUCUGUGGUUCAUUCAGUGGCUCUUCCUCAAGCACAGGGCCAUCGUGGGCCGAAGGUUUUUUUUCCUGCAGGGAAUGUUGUAUUUGUACCGUAUGGUGACCAUGUACAUCACAACUCUUCCUGUUCCCAGCAUGCACAUGGAUUGUGCGCCGAAGCUCUACGGUGAUUCUCACGGCAAGAUCAAGCGUGUUUUGCAGCUGGUGUCUGGAGGAGGUUUGUCCAUCACUGGCUCUCAUCUCAUGUGCGGAGACUUCCUGUACAGCGGCCACACGGUCAUGCUGACCCUCACCUUCCUCUUCAUCCAGGAAUACUCGCCCCGCUCGCUGAUGUGGCGUUGCUAUCUUGUGAUCUGCUGGUUGCUAAGCGCGGUGGGCGUGGUCUUUAUCCUGGUAGCACAUGAGCAUUACAGCGUGGAUGUAGUGGUGGCGUAUUUCAUCACCUCACGCCUCUUCUACUGGUACCACACCAUGGCCAACAACCAGGCCUUGAGAGGAUCUCCUCACAACUAUCUGAACCGAACGUGGUGGAGCCGCGUGUUUGACUUCCUGGAGAAGAACGUUAAGACGACGGUUCCCUGCACGUUUUCGUGGCCGCUGUCGCUUCCGUCGCCAUGCUUCGAGAACCCAUGCAAGAGCUAAUGGGUGU
Molecule: messenger RNA, 1247 nt
Organism: Cyprinus carpio (common carp)
Lineage: Eukaryota; Metazoa; Chordata; Actinopteri; Cypriniformes; Cyprinidae
Product: phosphatidylcholine:ceramide cholinephosphotransferase 2-like
Biological process (GO): sphingomyelin biosynthetic process; ceramide biosynthetic process
Cellular component (GO): endoplasmic reticulum membrane; Golgi membrane
Molecular function (GO): sphingomyelin synthase activity; ceramide cholinephosphotransferase activity
Source: RefSeq, a predicted model, not a curated record